Molecule: messenger RNA, 258 nt
Organism: Sclerotinia borealis F-4128
Lineage: Eukaryota; Fungi; Ascomycota; Leotiomycetes; Helotiales; Sclerotiniaceae
Source: the annotation of a GenBank genome assembly
AUGGAUUUCAAUCAUUUCUCUUCAGAAUCAGAGUUCAGAAUUUUUAUUAACAAUGAAGAAGAAAUCGAAGAAAUGGCAGCAGCAAAAGCGAUAAUGGAACUGCAUGAUGAAAUACGAGAAUUACAAGCAACACACAAGGAAGAGCUUGCUUCCACACGCACUCAAGAUCAAGAAACACACGCCCAAGAGCUUGUUUUAAUGGAAACAAAGCAUACGGAAGUGCAAGCAAAGCACACAAAAGAGCUUGCUUUAAUGUAA